CUUCUGAAUCCAUUAUGUGAUUUGUUUCUAAUUACAGUCUCCCAAUCCCUGGCGUCUCUGUCUCAAAACAGAGGGAAAUUUGAAUUUUUAUUUUCAUGUUUUGGUAUUUUGGUUGGCUGUUGGCAAUGUUAGUGGAAAUUGACGAAAUGAGUUUUGCCUCUAAUAUUUGGAGUCGGUUCUUGAUCGUGGUUGUAGUUUUACGGCAUGUUAGAAAGGAAUAUGGAGGACGCAUCAUCUGAAACUAUCACAGAUAAAGUAUCUCAAGAGAAUCAUGAAACUCGUGAUGAAAUGCUUUCUAGGCACAGUUUACCACCGCGACUUCAAUCGAAUGAGGAGGGUAUCAUUAACGUUUUGUGUCUGUAUUGCUUGUUGAAUUUUUAUUUUUCAAUAACUGUAUCUGCAUGCAGGAAAGAGAUAUCACAGUUGCAGAAUAAAGAAAUGGAACUUAAAAAGGCUGCAGCUAGAGGUAGCAAAGCUGAACAAAAAUUGAAGAAAAAACAGGUGGAGGAAGAGAUAUCUCAACUUUCUGCGAAGCUAAAAAAGAAACAUAAUGAAGAACUUGCGUUCUUAGGCUAUAGUAGCAGUAAUGGAAAUGAACGAAGCAAUCUCGACAACCUAGUGAAGGCCGUGGCUGGCGUAUCGAUGACAGCUCAAUCCGACCAUUCAAAGCCAAGCAAAAGCACAAAACGGAGGGAGAAGAGGGCUCAACAAGAAGCAGCAAGAGACAGAAGAAUUGAAGAGGAGCAGAGUAACAUUGUGAGUGAUAGAAUGAUCGAGAAUGAACAAUUGGAAAAGAAGCUUGGACCUCUUGGUUUGACUGUUAAUGAAAUCAAGCCAGAUGGGCAUUGCCUCUACAGAGCAGUCGAAAACCAGAUGGACUUCCUAUCAGGAGGUUCAUCUCCAUACAAUUACCAAGAACUUCGUCAAAUGGUAGCGGCUUACAUGAGAGACCAUUCGACCGAUUACAUGCCAUUUUUCCUCUCGGAAAAUGUCGUCGAAGGUAAUUCAAACGAAUCGCUGUCCGAAAGGUUUGAAAAUUACUGCAAGGAAGUUGAAUCCACAGCGGCAUGGGGAGGGCAGCUGGAACUUGGUGCUUUAACCCAUUGCCUUAAAAAACAUAUCAUGAUAUUUUCAGGAUCCUUCCCUGAUGUGGAAAUGGGAAAGGAGUACAAAUCAGACGGCGUACUAAACUCGAGUAUUAGGCUGUCAUACCAUAAGCAUGCCUUUGGACUUGGGGAGCACUACAAUUCUGUGGUUCCUGUAUGACCAAUGGGGCAUAUCAUGUCGCUCAUGAAGGGCCACUUUGGCAUUUAUUCUGCAAUAUCAUUUGAGCCUCGAGUCUACACCUAAAGGACAAGAGGUCUGGCUAAAAAUGUUCUUUUUGUUUCCUUCCAUAGAUAUUUAGCGUUCCUCACAUUUCUUCAAUUAGCUGAAGCAAGUUAUUUUAGUUACAACUAUUCCAUGUGCUAUUUUGUUGUUUUUUAUUGGGCCACUUUUCUCUUA
This is a messenger RNA of Cucurbita pepo subsp. pepo (vegetable marrow), 1503 nucleotides long. RefSeq names its product Cysteine proteinases superfamily protein. Gene Ontology annotation, molecular function: cysteine-type deubiquitinase activity. The record is from RefSeq and is a predicted model, not a curated record. Gene Ontology annotation, biological process: protein deubiquitination. Lineage: Eukaryota; Viridiplantae; Streptophyta; Magnoliopsida; Cucurbitales; Cucurbitaceae.